Messenger RNA from Leopardus geoffroyi (Geoffroy's cat), 8343 nucleotides. RefSeq names its product phosphatidylinositol-4-phosphate 3-kinase catalytic subunit type 2 alpha (gene PIK3C2A). Gene Ontology annotation, cellular component: plasma membrane; cytoplasm; phosphatidylinositol 3-kinase complex. NCBI's taxonomy places the organism in Eukaryota, Metazoa, Chordata, Mammalia, Carnivora, Felidae. Gene Ontology annotation, molecular function: phosphatidylinositol binding; 1-phosphatidylinositol-4-phosphate 3-kinase activity; 1-phosphatidylinositol-3-kinase activity. The transcript has 34 exons. The coding region runs from base 291 to 5357 and encodes 1688 amino acids. Gene Ontology annotation, biological process: phosphatidylinositol 3-kinase/protein kinase B signal transduction; phosphatidylinositol-3-phosphate biosynthetic process; phosphatidylinositol-mediated signaling. The record is from RefSeq and is a predicted model, not a curated record.
GAGAGGAGGGCGGUGUGGAGCAAGAACGCGAAGGAGCCUGGGGGAGCCUAAGCCAAGAGGGACGUGGCGCUCUACGACGCGGACCGGGAAGCCGCGCCCCUUCCUUCUCUGGCUUUCAUGGAGAGGCCUGCGAAGCAGGAUUUGGGCGGGAUCCCACAGAACAUCAGCUGGCCAAGCUCUUCAUUGUGUUCAGAAGAAGGUAGAGGGAGGCAGGCAUGAGUAUUUACUGAAGAGAAAGUCUUGCUAUUUUGGAAGCUACAAGAAAAAAAUAGAUUAGGGGAGGUUUGGUCAUGGCUCAGAUAUCCAACAAUAAUGGAUUUAAGCAAUGUUCAUCACAUCUGGAACCAACAAGAACAAAAGAAGUGGACAAAGAAGAAGCAUUACAGAUGGAAGCAGAGGCUUUAGCAAAACUGCAAAAGGAUAGAGGAGUGACUGAUAAUCAGAGAGCCUUUGAGUUACCAAGCAACACCAGACAAAAAGCACAAGUUUAUAACAAACAGGAUUAUGAUCUCAUGGUGUUUCCUGAAUCUGACACCCAAAAAAGAGCAGUAGAUAUUGAUGUAGAAAAGCUCACGCAAGCUGAACUUGAGAAACUAUUGCUUGAUGACAAUUUCGAAACUAGGAAAACACCUGUCUUGCCAGUUACUCCUGUUCUGAGCCCUUCGUUUUCAGCACAGGUCUAUCUUAGACCUACUAUUCAGAGAGGACAGUGGCCACCUAGGUUAUCAGGGCCUUCCACAUAUACUUUACCUUCUAUUUAUCAGUCAACUUACAGCAGUAAACAGACUGUAUUCCAAAAUGGCUUCAGUCCAAGAAUGCCUGCUUUUCCAUCCACAGAACCUAUAUAUUUAAGCUUUCCAGGACAGUCUCCAUAUUUUUCAUAUCCUUUGACACCUGCCACACCCUUUCAUCCACAAGGAAGCUUACCUAUCUAUCAUCCAGUAGUCAGUCCUGACAUGGCAAAGCUGUUUGACAAAAUAGCUAGUACAUCAGAAUUUUUAAAAAAUGGAAAAGCGAGGACUGACUUGGAGAUCAAACAUUCAAAAGCUACAGUCAACAAUUUACAGGUAUCUCCAAAGUCUGAAGAUAUAAGUAAAUUCGACUGGUUAGACUUGGAUCCUCUAAGUAAACCUAAGGUGGACAAUGUGGAGGUGGUAGACCACGAGGAAGAGAAAAAUAUUCCAGGUUUACUAGCAGAGGAUCCUUGGGAUGCUGUUCUUCUUGAAGAGAGAUCACCAGCAAGUUGUCACCUUGAAAGAAAGGUGAAUGGAAAAUCUCUUUCUGGGGCAACGGUAACAAGAAGCCUGUCUUUAAAUAUUCGAACAACUCAGUUUACAAAAGUCCAGGGCCAAAUAUCUCAGAAAGACCCAAGUGGGACCACUAGUUUGUCAACCGGAAGUUCUCUUCUACAAGAAAUUGAAGUACAGAAUGAAGAAGUAGCUGCUUUUUGUCAAUCCAUUACAAAAUUGAAGACCAACUUUCCAUAUACCAAUCACUGCACAAAUCCAGGCUAUUUGUUAAGUCCAGUUACAGUACAAAGAAACAUAUGUGGAGAAAAUGCUAGCGUGAAGGUCUCCAUUGAAAUUGAAGGAUUUCAACUACCAGUUACUUUUACAUGUGAUGUGAGUUCUACUGUAGAAAUCAUUAUAAUGCAAGCCCUUUGCUGGGUACAUGAUGACUUGAAUCAAGUAGAUAUUAGCAGCUACGUUCUGAAAGUUUGUGGUCAAGAGGAAGUGCUACAAAAUAAUCAUUGCCUUGGAAGUCAUGAACAUAUUCAGAACUGCCGGAAAUGGGACACAGAGAUUAAACUACAACUUUUGACCUUCAGUGCAAUGUGCCAAAAUCUGGCCCGAACAGCAGAAGAUGAUAAAACACCGGUGGAUUUAAACAAACAUCUGCAUCAAAUAGAAAAACCUUAUAAGGAGAUCAUGACAAGAUACCCUGUUGACGAACUUUUAGAUUCUUACCACCACCAAGUGGACCUGGCUCUGCAAACUGAAAACCAGCACCGAGCAGUAGAUCAAGUAAUUAAAGCUGUAAGAAAAAUCUGUAGUGCUUUAGAUGGUGUAGAGACUCUUGCCAUUACAGAAUCAGUAAAGAAGCUAAAGAGAGCAGUCAAUCUUCCAAGGAGUAAAAGUGCUGAUGUGACUUCACUGUCUGGAGAAGGAGACCCUACUAAGAGUUCAUCUAGGGGAUCACUGAAUCCUGAAAAUCCUGUUCAAGUAAGCAUGGACCAGUUAACUGCAGCAAUUUAUGAUCUUCUCAGACUCCAUGCAAAUUCUGGUAGGAGUCCUGCAGACUGUGCCCAAAGUAAUAGGAACGUUAAGGAAGCAUGGACAACAACAGAACAGCUCCAGUUUACAAUUUUUGCUGCUCAUGGGAUUUCAAGUAAUUGGGUAUCAAAUUAUGAAAAAUACUACUUGAUAUGUUCCCUAUCUCACAAUGGAAAGGAUCUUUUUAAACCUAUUCAAUCAAAGAAGGUUGGCACGUAUAAGAAUUUCUUCUAUCUUAUUAAAUGGGAUGAACUAAUCAUUUUUCCCAUCCAGAUAUCACAAUUGCCAUUAGAAUCACUUCUUCACCUUACUCUUUUUGGAAUUUUAAAUCAGAGCAGUGGAAGUUCCCCUGAUUCUAAUAAACAGAGAAAGGGGCCAGAAGCUUUGGGCAAAGUUUCUUUACCUCUUUUUGACUUUAAACGGUUUUUAACAUGUGGAACUAAGCUUCUAUAUCUUUGGACUUCGUCACAUACAAAUCCUAUUCCUGGAACAAUACCCAAAAAAGGGUAUGUGAUGGAAAGAAUAGUGUUACAGGUUGAUUUUCCUUCUCCUACAUUUGAUGUCAUUUAUACUACUCCUCAAGUUGACAGAAGCCUUAUACAGCAACACAACUUAGAAACAUUGGAGAAUGAUACAAAAGGGAAACUUUCUGAUAUUCUUCAUAGAGACUCAUCACUUGGACUUUCUAAAGAAGAUAAAGCCUUUUUGUGGGAGAAACGUUAUUAUUGCCUCAAACACCCAAAUUGUCUUCCUAAAGUACUAGCAAGUGCCCCAAACUGGAAAUGGGUUAAUCUUGCCAAAACUUACUCACUGCUUCAGCAGUGGCCUCCAUUGAACCCACUGACUGCAUUGGAACUACUUGAUUCAAAAUUUGCUGAUCAGGAAGUGAGGUCCAUAGCUGUGACCUGGAUUGAGGCCAUAAGUGAUGAUGAGCUUACUGAUCUUCUCCCACAGUUUGUGCAGGCUUUGAAAUACGAAAUUUACUUGAACAGUUCAUUAGUGCGCUUCCUUCUGUCCAGGGCAUUGGGAAAUAUACAGAUAGCACACAAUUUAUAUUGGCUCCUCAAGGAUGCCCUGCAUGAUGCACAGUUUGGUGCCCGAUAUGAACAUGUUUUGGGUGCUCUCCUCUCAAUAGGAGGAAAAGGACUCAGAGAAGAACUUUUGAAGCAGACAAAACUUGUACAGCUUUUAGGAGGAGUAGCAGAAAAAGUAAGGCAGGCUAGUGGAUCAGCCAGACAGGUUGUCCUCCAAAGGAGUAUGGAACGAGUACAGUCCUUUUUCCUAAGAAAUAAAUGCCGUCUUCCUCUCAAACCAAGUCUUGUUGCAAAAGAAUUAAAUAUUAAGUCCUGUUCCUUCUUCAGUUCUAAUGCUGUGCCCCUAAAAGUGACAAUGGUGAAUGCUGAUCCAAUGGGGGAAGAAAUUAAUGUCAUGUUUAAGGUUGGUGAAGAUCUUCGGCAAGAUAUGUUAGCUUUACAAAUGAUAAAGAUUAUGGACAAGAUCUGGCUUAAAGAAGGACUAGAUCUGAGGAUGGUAAUUUUCAAAUGCCUCUCAACUGGCAGAGAUCGAGGUAUGGUGGAGCUAGUUCCUGCUUCAGAUACCCUCAGGAAAAUCCAAGUGGAAUAUGGUGUGACUGGAUCCUUUAAAGAUAAACCACUUGCAGAGUGGCUGAGGAAAUACAAUCCUUCUGAAGAGGAAUAUGAAAAGGCUUCUGAAAAUUUUAUCUAUUCUUGUGCUGGAUGCUGUGUAGCUACCUAUGUUUUAGGCAUCUGUGAUCGACACAAUGACAACAUAAUGCUUCGAAGCACAGGACAUAUGUUUCACAUUGACUUUGGAAAGUUUUUGGGCCAUGCACAGAUGUUUGGUAGCUUCAAAAGGGAUCGGGCUCCUUUUGUGCUGACUUCUGAUAUGGCAUAUGUCAUCAAUGGGGGUGAAAAGCCCACCAUUCGUUUCCAGUUGUUUGUGGACCUCUGCUGCCAGGCCUACAACUUAAUAAGAAAGCAAACAAACCUCUUUCUUAAUCUCCUUUCUCUGAUGAUUCCUUCAGGGUUACCUGAACUUACAAGUAUUCAAGACUUGAAAUAUGUUAGAGAUGCACUUCAACCCCAAACUACAGAUGCAGAAGCUACAAUUUUCUUCACUAGGCUUAUUGAAUCAAGUUUGGGAAGCAUUGCCACAAAGUUUAACUUCUUCAUUCACAAUCUUGCUCAGUUGCGUUUUUCUGGUCUUCCUUCCAAUGAUGAGCCCAUCCUUUCAUUUUCACCCAAAACAUACUCAUUUAGACAAGAUGGUCGAAUCAAGGAAGUCUCUGUUUUCACUUACCAUAAGAAAUACAACCCGGAUAAACAUUAUAUUUAUGUAGUCCGAAUUUUGAGGGAAGGACAGCUUGAGCCAUCAUUUGUGUUCCGGACCUUUGAUGAGUUUCAGGAGCUUCACAAUAAGCUCAGUAUUAUUUUUCCACUUUGGAAGUUACCAGGUUUUCCUAAUAGGAUGGUUCUGGGAAGAACACACAUAAAAGAUGUAGCAGCCAAAAGGAAAAUUGAGUUAAAUAGUUAUUUACAGAGUUUGAUGAGUGCUUCAACGGAUGUGGCCGAGUGUGAUCUUGUUUGUACUUUUUUCCACCCUUUACUUCGUGAUGAAAAAGCUGAAGGAAUAGCUAGGACUGCAGAUGCAGGUCCUUUCAGUCCUACUCCAGGCCAAAUUGGAGGAGCAGUGAAAUUAUCUGUCUCUUACCGAAAUGGUACUCUUUUCAUCAUGGUGAUGCACAUCAAAGAUCUUGUUACUGAAGAUGGAACUGACCCAAAUCCAUAUGUCAAAACAUACCUACUUCCAGAUACCCACAAAACAUCCAAACGGAAAACCAAAAUUUCACGAAAAACUAGGAAUCCAACAUUCAAUGAGAUGCUUGUGUACAGUGGAUAUAGCAAGGAAACCCUAAGACAGAGAGAACUUCAACUCAGUGUUCUCAGUGCAGAAUCUCUGCGGGAGAAUUUUUUCUUGGGUGGAAUAACCCUGCCUUUAAAAGAUUUCAACUUGAGCAAAGAGACCAUUAAGUGGUAUCAGCUGACUGCGGCAACCUAUUUGUAAGCUAAUGAAUUUCUGAGUUUUGGAAGUAAGAACAGUUAUAAACACGUAAACACAUACACACUUAUGAACUUUGUAUAGUAUUUUUAUACUUGGACAGAAAUUAUAAAGUAAAUGUACUUAACUGCAUUUCGAUACAUCUGUUGGACCAACAGUCACAUAAUUAACUUUAAGAACUUGUUGAAGCCAUUGCUGUUUUAAAGUCAUUAUAUAGAAUGCUGUAAACUCUAAACUUAAUAUAUAAGUCCUGACAAAGACUUUGAGUUGGUGAAGGAUUUAAUCCUUUCUUGAGCAAUUCAGAGUAAUAGCUUUAGUUUGGUCUGAUAGUGCUAUGUCAGUUCAGCCAUCUAUUUGUUUCUUACACAGACACAGCAUGUUUGUUUUCCUGUUUUGCACCUUUUAUAGCCUUUACCAUUGUGUGUGUUCGUAAACACCAAAGGAAAGGAAAGGUGCAGGAUGUUACCAGAAAAUGCAGCUGCUAUUCACAGGGCCGAAAAGCAAAGCACAAGUAGAUAGUUAUGUUCAGAACUACUACGUAGUUUAUAGAAGUAGGGGAAAAUAAUACUGCUUUUUAUCACCCAUGUCUUUAAAGCCUUUUUCAGAAUAAGUGCCAAUCACUGAAGUUGUAAAUAAUGGUGCCUUAACUUCAUAUGCUUCCCUGGCACUUCAUUCUGAUUUUUUCCUGACUUGAUAAAUAAUUAGUAAGUCAUUUUCACUCACUUUCAACUUACUAAAGAUAAGAAUUAUGUACAUUUACUAAUGUUUUUCCCACAGAAAGGUAAUUUUUUCUACUUCUCAUGUGACUUAGUUAAACAUUUGAUUUAUGUUUUUGUUGCUCUAUAACUGAAUGAGAUUCACCAAUGUAACUGUAUAAUAAAUUCCAUCAUUCCAUUAUAAUCCUACAUUUAUUCCCAGGAGUGUGAAUUGAACUUUGGUAAUCCAUCUCCAUAUAUCUAUACUCCUCUUAUUCAUUAAGCAAGUGAAAAUUGUUCACUCAUGUUCCCAUUCCUGUUUGGUAGAAGAACCCCAUGAAUAGGGCAGACUCCUCACAAGAGGCCCAGGACAAGAAUUCUAGGGUCCAGACUGAAUUUUAAUGUAGAUUUUUUAUAGCAAAAUUUGUUUUGUAAGCUGUCUUACUUAUUUUUGUAAACACUAUACAUUCACAUGAAUUACUUAAUAUAAUGGGAUUCAGAAUCAUAAGGGACAUGAUUGAAAUUAUUCUACAGUAACCAUUAAGGAUAAGAUUCAUUUUUAUUAUUCACCUGCACACAUAAUUUUGUGUUUAGUUUGAAUAAAUAUGUUUAUAUAUUCUCAUGGCUAGCAUGGGCUUUCUGACAGUUGUUGAAUGGUAAUAGAGAUUGUAGUAAUCUAGUUGCUGUGAGGUAACUGACAAAACAUGUAAUGAAGAAUACCAGCAGAGAAAGGACAGUCUCCACUUCAGUUGCCCGUAACAUAAUUUUUAUGAACUGUGCAAAUGUUUAAUGUAAAUGGUGAAACCUACAGAGCAGAAAUAGAAUGGCUGAGGAUGUAUCUAUCAAUGGGACAGAUUAAAAAAAAAAAACAAAAAACACUUGAAAUUUUUGGUGCCUAACACUAAUGGUCCAUUUGUAGGAAACCCUGUUAGUAUAAUAUAUGAAUGUCUUUUUUUUUUUUUUUAUGUUAAAAUGUGUUGUCUAUUUAAUAACUUAAUUAAAAUGCAGAUCAAAGCACACCUUUUUUUUUUUUUUUUUUUUUGCUUUUUCCACAUCCAGUUAACAUUUCUUUGUAGUGUACAAGUACUUUUGCAGAUAUAAAGAAGUGCUAGAUAUUUUCCCUUUAGCUUUGAGACCUAAUUUCAUUCCAUGAGUUAUCACUUAGCCACUGUAAAAAAAAGAAAGGAAAAGAAAAAAAGUACUGUGUUGGUAGAAGGCCAUUGUUAAUUGGACUCCAUGUAUACUGCCUAUUUGCAAUUUGUUACAGCAGUGUCUUUCAGCACAAAUAAUAGAGCUAGAAAAUGUGAUGUCAUUUUUCCAUUACAACAAAUGUGGAUUUCUUACCUAAAAAUGUAUAUUAUGAUUGAUACUGUUCAGUUAACCAGAGUUCAGAACAAAUGGUAAUGUUUUUUCUUAAUUUAACUCAUUUUGUACCUUCUUUGCUCAUUAAAAAAAAAUGCACACAUAUUUUACGUAUAUUUUAAUGUAAGUUAUUUCUUUGUAAAAAUGCUAAUCUUCAGCCCUUACAAAAAAAAAGGACAGAGACGCCUCUUUGCACUAUUAUCAGUAGAUUUUUAAAUCAGUUUUUUUUAAAAAAACAUUUUAUAAAGCUUGCAUUGAAGUAAAUCUGAAGCAAAAGUUUAAGCAGACUCACCAAGACACUAAUUUUUAUGUAUAAUCACAAUGUUUUAUAUCUAUCUUUACUGAGUAAAAAUAAUUAUGCUACAUGUAAGUCCUGCACCAGAAAAAUUAUUUCCUUUUGCAGUGUUUUGGGAUUUGGAAAUAAUGGUUUACUCCAAGAACCUAUUAUUUUCUCUACUGAGGAACCCAAUGUAGAACUUGCACUGACAUUUUUAUUACUGCCUUUAUAAAAACCUAUAGGUAGCUAACUGUUAAGGCAUGUAUGAUAUUUGAUAAAGUAUUCUUUUUUCAAAUUGAAGUUGUAUAAAAGUUUCAAUAUCUUGCCUUAAGUUGGUUGACUGUUCUUGGAUUCAAGUAUUGUGGCACUUAAAAAAAGAAAAUACUCAAUUUUGAUACUUAGACUUCAGAUCAAAAAGGACUAAAGCCCCCACUUACCAUAAUCCACGGAUUUACUUACAUGCUGUUCGAUUAGCAGUGCAAAUAUGAAUGAAUAUGGCAAGUAAUCUCUUCUAUAAGAACCAAAUACUUUAAUUAUAUUAGGGUAGUGAGUAAAGAUGUAUAAUAUUUUUAUUAAUACCUUGAAUAUAUUCAGUGGAUUGAAUGUGACUUCAUAACCUGUACUAUGAUUGUAUUAAAAUAUUUCUGGAAUAAAGGAA